Messenger RNA from Arachis stenosperma, 1173 nucleotides. Its product is annotated as 2-hydroxyisoflavanone dehydratase-like. The coding region runs from base 109 to 1026 and encodes 305 amino acids. Gene Ontology annotation, molecular function: hydrolase activity. NCBI's taxonomy places the organism in Eukaryota, Viridiplantae, Streptophyta, Magnoliopsida, Fabales, Fabaceae. The transcript has a single exon. The record is from RefSeq and is a predicted model, not a curated record.
AUUUUCCUCACCAACCGUUCAUUCUAUGAACCUUCGUUCUCUUAUACAAGAAGUAAGUCAUCACACACUUAACAUAAACAAAUACCCCUCUUACUACCACCAUCCGCCAUGGAUCCAAACUCCAACAAGGAGGUUCUCCGUGAAUUCCCCCGCCUCUUCCGCCAGUACAAAGACGGAACCGUCGAGCGAUUCAUGGGCACUGACACCACCCCUCCCGGCACCGAUCCACUCACCAACGUCCAAUCUAAAGACGUCACCAUCAACCCCCAAAAAGGCGUUGCCGCCCGCCUGUACCUCCCACCAAACCCCGCCGGAAAACUCCCUCUCCUCAUCUACAUCCACGGCGGUGCCUUCUGCAUCUGCUCCCCCUUCAAUACCACCUACCACCGCCACCUCAACACACUCACCGACGAGACCAACGCCGUCGUCGUUUCCGUCCACUACCGCCUCGCACCGGAACACCCCCUCCCCACCGCAUACGACGACACAUGGGAAGCCAUACAGUGGACCGCCACACACGCCGCCGCACACGGAGGCGGCCCUGAGCCCUGGCUCAACGACCACGCGGACUUCUCCCGCGUGUUCUUAGCCGGAGACAGCGCCGGCGCCAACCUUGCUCAUAACAUGGCCAUGCGCGGUGCUGUCGAGGGUUUCGGAGGGUUCACUCUCGACGGCGUCGUUUUGAUCCAUCCGUACUUCGGUAACGACCAGAGAGACGAACUCACAGAAUUUCUUUACCCUUCUUACGGAGGGCUAACCGACCCGAAAAUCCAUCCGGAAAAGGAUCCGAACCUAUCGGGUUUGGGAUGCAGGCGCGUGUUGGUUUUGGUUGCGGAGAAAGAUUUCUUGAGAGAGAGAGGGAGGAGUUACUACGAAACGGUUAAGGGAAGCGCGUGGAGUGGGACGGUUGAGAUGGUUGAAACUGAAGGAGAAGGACACGUGUUCCAUUUGAUGAACCCUUCUGCCGAAAAAUCUGUGGACCUUGUUAAACAGAUUGUUUCCUUCAUUAAACAGAGCCAGUGCUAGAGACCCUGCCCUUUAUUUUGUUUGUCCUAGCUUGAUUAUGAGUGAGACCCACAAACUUCAAUGCCUUUUGGGUUGUUUCUUUUCCCUGUUUUUUGUGCUGUUAUUUGGUAUAGCAAUAAUAAUAAAUUGGAUGGUCAAAUACUGAAA